AUGCUUUUCAAUUUGAAGAAUUUUUACCAUAUUACAAGAUUAACACAGAACAACAAGCAUCUGCCACGACAUUUUUGCCAUGGGCCACCAAAUCAAAUGAAUGUUUGUCUGAAAGGUCGUGACUUUCUUACUCUCCAGAACUACACAGCAGAUGAACUGAAGUAUUUGCUAUGGGUGGCCUCAGAUUUGAAACAGAGGAUAAAGGACAAAGGAGAGUAUUUGCCUUUGAUGCAAGGAAAAUCGUUGGCCAUGAUUUUUGAGAAGAGAAGCACAAGAACAAGAUUAUCUGCAGAAACAGGAUUUGCUCUCCUUGGAGGACACCCUUCCUUCCUUACAAAACAAGACAUUCACCUGGGCACUAAUGAGAGUCUCACAGAUACAGCAAGGGUGCUGUCCAGCAUGACAAAUGCAAUCCUGGCUCGAGUUUAUAAGCAUAAUGAUCUGGACCUAAUGAUGAGAGAAGCCACGAUUCCAAUAAUCAAUGGAUUGUCUGAUUUAUACCAUCCUCUCCAGAUUUUAGCUGAUUACCUAACCCUUCAGGAGCACUAUGGUGGUCUGAAUGGGCUCACCAUUGCUUGGAUUGGGGAUGGAAACAAUGUCCUCCACUCCAUCAUGACAAGUGCUGCAAAGCUGGGAAUGCAUCUCCACAUUGCAACUCCCAAGGGCUUUGAGCCAGACCUCAGAAUAACAAAAAUAACUGAGCAGUACUCCAAAGAGUAUGGUACCAGGUUGCUUCUCACCACAGAUCCUUUGGAAGCUGCAAACACUGCCAAUGUCUUAGUUACGGAUACAUGGAUAAGCAUGGGGCAAGAAGAAGAAAAGAGAAGAAGACUGAAGGCAUUUCAAGGUUAUCAGAUUACGAUGCAGAUUGUGAAAUCUGCUGCCUCCAACUGGACAUUUUUACAUUGUUUACCCAGAAAACCCGAAGAAGUUGAUGAUGAAGUAUUUUAUUCUCCAAGAUCACUGGUUUUCCAGGAGGCAGAAAACAGAAAAUGGACAAUUAUGGCUGUCAUGGUUUCCCUGCUGACAGAUUACUCACCACAGCUACAAAAGCCUACAUUUUGA
Messenger RNA from Lagopus leucura (white-tailed ptarmigan), 1065 nucleotides. RefSeq names its product ornithine transcarbamylase (gene OTC). Gene Ontology annotation, biological process: L-citrulline biosynthetic process. Gene Ontology annotation, cellular component: mitochondrion. Gene Ontology annotation, molecular function: ornithine carbamoyltransferase activity; amino acid binding. The record is from RefSeq and is a predicted model, not a curated record. Bases 1 to 1065 code for a protein of 354 amino acids. The transcript is spliced from 10 exons. Lineage: Eukaryota; Metazoa; Chordata; Aves; Galliformes; Phasianidae.